AUGGACACGCAACCUAUCCUCAACUACGACAUCCUCCUGGAAGUCAUGAAGGCUUGUUCUAUGCCCGAUUGCGCUCGUUUCAUGCGCACCGCACGCUUCUUUCGCGACCAUGGGGCCAAGACAUUGCUCUCGCAUCCUCAAUCCCUUCGUCGGGAUGCGCAUUUGGUUCAAUUCAUUAAUUAUUUGCGGAUGCAAGGCACCAAUCACUUCCAAUUUGUGCGCUCCUUGUCCUUCGACGUCCAAGAUCUCACCAAAGCCACCGCCGAGAAGUUGGCCCGCGCUUUCUCUUCAAUGUCCGCGCUCGAGGACCUGCGGAUUAUGUACAGCGAAGACUUUAUCCGGUCCCACCCAGACCUCUCCAAUGCUAUUUGUCACCUCACGUCUCUUCGACGCCUCCGCUUGAUCUACGCUGGCGACUAUACCCUCAACAUGCUCCUGUUCCUACGGUCCAAACUCACCUCCAUCUAUCUUGACGUCUCCUUUGGUGUAGACUACGCAUAUGGAGAGGCUUUCGACGACGGCCGCCACCUAUUCCACCCUGCUAUUCUACUAGCACACUCAAAGUCCACGCUCGAGGAGAUAUCCAUCCAGCGCUGGUUCAGAAUCCCCGGGACCCCUCCUCCACCUUCGAAGGCACUUCCGAACGUACGCCGCCUCACGCUGGCACGGCCCCAUUCCCCUGCGAGGGCCACUUCGUACAUCGUAGCAUACCCAAAUCUGACGCAUCUGCACUUCGACACCGCCUCCACCAUCGAAACCUACGGCGUCGACGGCAUGGACACUUUCCGUGCUCGCAACAUCUUGGAGCAGCGUGACGAAGGCCCCACUUGGAAGUCGUUGGACCGGUUGAAGGGCUGCCUUCCCGACCUUUACGUGCUGGGCCUGACCUGCACCAUCGAGCACUUGGAAGUGACUCGCCAUUUAUCCGGCGUAUACCUUUACAUGCUCGGGCCUGUGCUCUCCUUCGCCCGUCCCCGACAUCUCACGCUGCCGACAUGGCCCUCGGAGAAGCUUCAUGAUCCGACCUCCGACCUAUUCGCGUGUUUCCGAGGACCAGGCAGCUCGCGACUCGAGAUGCUUGACAUGAAGGGCGACUUGGAGAAGAGCGACAGCGAUCUGGACGUCGCUGCGGUUUUGGAAGGACUUUUCUCCGCCCUUGCGGCGGGUGCGCCCCUGCAAGAGUUGCGCGUGGAGAUCAAACUGAGUCGCGUGGAUCCCCGGCCGAGACGGUGCUGGCGCCGGGACUGUCCUCCGUUCUCGCUGGGAUGGCAGCAUGGGGAUCCGAUUCGCCCCCUUCCCGACCUUGAAGAACACCCUCUCAAUGCUGCGGAGGAGUCGGUCGUCAACUUCGACGCGCGGGGAUACGUACAGCGGUUCACUGCUGCUGUGCCCACGCUGCGACAGCUCAGCAUCCACUUCUUCGGUCCUCGGUGGCGACAUAGGACGGUCACCCUUGUCGACGCCGAGGUUCAGAUCGAUGGAAGCUGGUGA
Molecule: messenger RNA, 1491 nt
Organism: Trametes versicolor FP-101664 SS1
Lineage: Eukaryota; Fungi; Basidiomycota; Agaricomycetes; Polyporales; Polyporaceae
Exons: 2
Coding region: 1-1491 (496 amino acids)
Source: RefSeq, a predicted model, not a curated record